Messenger RNA from Sporothrix schenckii 1099-18, 492 nucleotides. RefSeq lists its product as uncharacterized. NCBI's taxonomy places the organism in Eukaryota, Fungi, Ascomycota, Sordariomycetes, Ophiostomatales, Ophiostomataceae. Bases 1 to 492 code for a protein of 163 amino acids. The record is from RefSeq and is a predicted model, not a curated record. The transcript has a single exon.
AUGGGCCAGACGAUAUACGUUGGCCUCGCCAGGCCUGGCAAGGCCCAAGCGGAUCCCUGCAGUGGCACGUCCGAGACUGAUACACCAGCCGAUGUCCACCGUGCCCAGAUUGCUACCAUCGGCUCCUGGCGUGCCAAGUGGACUGCCUCAGCGGAGAGGCGGCGGCAGAGAUGGUUGGAGCGGCAGAAGCAGAACGAAAUUGAAAAGAGACAGAAGAUGCAAUAUGUGAUCCGACGCAAGGCGUGUUUGACUCGGCUCUACCAGGCGCGCGCCGACCUGGGGAUGGACAACAUGCGGGAAACCGGCGAGCCCUUUAUGCGGUACCUUGCCCGCACCUACAUGUCCGAUCUGCGCCUACUAGCCGUCCGCCACCACCUCCGUCAACAGGUGAUGACGCCAGCCGACUAUGCGGAAAUGAUGAUCUGGUACCGGCGUGCCCAAAAGGAGUGUGGCAAGUCGGCGGCCGCCCAGGUGAAGAAGCAGAAGAAAUAG